Messenger RNA from Chinchilla lanigera (long-tailed chinchilla), 3375 nucleotides. RefSeq names its product thymopoietin (gene Tmpo). NCBI's taxonomy places the organism in Eukaryota, Metazoa, Chordata, Mammalia, Rodentia, Chinchillidae. Gene Ontology annotation, molecular function: DNA binding. The record is from RefSeq and is a predicted model, not a curated record.
CUCCCGCCAGCGGCCAAUGGCGGCGCGCGUUCUUGGGGCGCGGGCGAAGCAGGGAGCUCUCCGUUGGCCGCCAGUGUGUGGGCUGGGGUUGGUGCGGGCUCCCCGCUCAGGCCGUAGUUCUGCUCCGGGGGCUUUUGUGCUGGGUCUUGGCCCCGCUCCGCGUCCGGUCCGCCCUGCUCGGCCCCGCGGCGCUCGUCCCGGGCGGGAAAGCCACAAAGAAAACUGAUAAACCAAGAAUAGAAGACAAAGAUGACCUCGAUGUAACAGAGCUCUCUAAUGAAGACCUUCUGGAUCAGCUUGUGAGAUAUGGAGUGAAUCCUGGUCCUAUUGUGGGAACAACCAGGAAGCUUUAUGAGAAAAAGCUGCUGAAACUGAGAGAACAAGGAACAGAAUCAAGAUCUUCUACUCCUUUACCAACCAUUUCUUCUUCAGAAAAUACAAGGCAGAAUGGAAGUAACGACUCUGACAGAUACAGUGACAACGAGGAAGGAAAGAAGAAAGAACACAAGAAAGUGAAGUCCACUAGGGAUUUUGUUGCUUUUUCUGAACUUCCAACUACUCCCUCUGGUGGAUUUUUUCAGGGUAUUUCUUUUCCUGAAAUUUCCACCCGUCCUCCUUUGGGCAGGACUGAACUACAGGCAGCUAAGAAAGUACAUACUCCUAAGGGAGACCCACCUAGGGAACCUCUUAAGACCACAACCUUGCCUGGCAAGGGACAGAUGCAGAAGUUAGCCCGUGGAGGGAGUUUGUUUACUUCCUCCAAGUCUAGCCAUGACAGUUGUUUAGAGAGAAGUCCUUCGUCAUCUUCUCAGCAUGAACUCACUGCCAUGGUCUCUACUGCAGCUUCUCCUUCAGUGAUUAAAGAAACCACUACUACUUACUGUAAAGACAUAGUGGAAAAUAUUUACCAUGGAGGAAAAAGUGGAAUUCAGCCAUUAUGUACUGAAAAGGCCAAUAUUUCAGAUCAGUCAAUUCUGUCCAGCGAAAGGGAAAUACUAGAGGAGUGUAGGAGAUCGCAAGUACUUUCUCCGCCACUUGCUCAGGCAAUCAGAGAUUAUGUCAAUUCUCUGUUAGUCCAGGGUGGGGCAAGCAGUUUGCCUGGGACUUCUAACUCUGUACCCACACUGGAUAUAGAAAAAAUAUGUAAGAGAAUUGAUCCAUCUAAAUUUCAAGAAACGGAAUCCCUGUCUCCUCCACGAAAACUCCCUAGACUCAGUGAGAAGGCAGUAGAGGAAAGGGAUCCAGGUUUGUUUGUGGCAUCUCAGAGUAGUCCUGGAUCUGCACAGAUGUCUGCUUCUGCCAAAAUGGUUGUCUCUCGUGCACUUACUACCUUAGGCAUAGAAAUGUCUAAGCAGUCGCAGCAUGAUAAAACAGGUGCCUCAGAACUGUCUUUUCCUUUCCACGAAUCUAUUUUAAAAGCAGUUGAAGAGGAGUGGCAGCAAAUUGACAGACAACUACCUUCACUGGCAUGCAAGUAUCCAGUUUCUUCCAGAGAGGCAACGCGAAUAUUAUCAGUUCCCAAAGUAGAUGAUGAAAUCCUGGGGUUUAUUUCUGAAGCCACUCCACCAGCAGGUAUUCAGCCAGCCUCCGCUGAGUCCUGCGAUAAACAUUUGGACUUAGCGCUCUGCAGAACAUACGAAGCUGCAGCAUCAGCGCUGCAGACUGCCACCCACACUGCCUUUGUAGCCAAGGCCAUGCAGGCAGACAUCAGUCAGGCUGCGCAGAUUCUUAGCUCAGAUCCUAGUCAGGUACCCCAGGCACUUGAGAUUCUAAGGAGAACGUAUGAUGCAGCUUCGUUUCUCUGUGAAGCUGCAUUUGAUGAAGUGAAGAUGGCUGGCUGUACCAUGGCAUCUUCCACUGCUGGCCGCCGGCAUCUCUGGUUGAAGGACUGCAAACUUAGUCCAGCUUCUAAGAGUAAGCUGACUGCUGCUCCCUUCAAAGGUGGCACUUUAUUCGGAGGAGAAGUGCACACAACAGUUAAAAAGCGUGGGAAUAAACAGUAAUGUGGUUAAGAGCAAAGACAGCUGUCUUAUUUUUGAUAUGGAAAACUUAGGAGCUUUUUUAUGAGUCUCAGGUACCUUUAAGGUCAUUUUGGUCUCCAUAUUGGGCUGAUUUCUAAUUGUUAAACUUCUACUCAUUAUAGCAGAAAAGUUAUUCCCUAUGUAGAAUUGCUCUAUUUUUCCUUUCUCCUUUUUUUUGAUAGGUUUUUGCAAACAUAAGCUUAAUAGCUCACAUAUUUGUCUCACUGUUUUCUCCUUACUUACACUUUCACAACUCUUCAAAACUAAGCAUAUUCCACUAACUAAAAUAUAAGUAGUCUGCACUUUUUAUAGUAUCAUAUGCAUGUUCUGUUAUACCUAGGAUAGAAAUAAACACAUAUUCAAAAUAAUGCUUUUUUCUCUUUUUUGGUGCUCACAUCUUAAGUAUCUUCACGUUCUAGACCUUGUCCACACUUUGUUUGCUCGGACCUUCUUGCUUUUGUUUGUUGCUUACUCGUGUAUGGAACAUUAUGAUACCCUAGAUAAAGAAAACUGCUAGUCCACAAACUAUUGCUGGUCCACAGACAGUCAUGCACAAGAGCUGAAAUCUGAGGGGUUGAGGGUGUCGCUCAGUGGUUAAGAGCAUGUGCUUAGCAUGUGAGAGGAACAUGUUCAAUCCCUCCCUCCCCAAUUUUUUUUAAUAAAAUAAAGGAAUUUAAACCUAGAGGUACUUUUUUUAGGCCAAUGCCAGGGUUUAUUUUUGUAGUGAACUUUACUGUUAGUGAAGACAGUGUACGGGUUUACAUCUGGAUGCAGGGGCCUUUUCUCUUCUAGGAUAGGUAGUUAACAGUUAGCAGACUAUACCAGUCCGAGGACCACACUGAGGAGCACUGCUCUGGGUGGUAGAUUCUCUGCGCAUGCUCACUCACUGUUAUGCUUUGUUAGGUGAGCUAGACACUGAAAAGGUGGGGCCUCUUUCUUUUCCUUUCAAGGUAUGUUAUAUUUCAUGGGGAUUUAGAUCAACAGUCUAGAUGCUGAGAGCAAAUUUCUGUCCUUUUUUUGUAUUAAAGCCUUAAAUCAUACCAUAUCUGAGUGUCUAUGUUUGUAUAAAGCAAUGUAUUAUACUGUUUUCAUUUCUAUGAUUGUAAGGCAAGAGAGUCUGUAGCAGAGACAUUGUGGAAAAUAGUCUUAAGCAUAACCAAAUAUGGUCCCUCGCAUACUUCUAGCCAUUACCAUUGACUACACCUUCCAUCUUUGCAGCUUUUUGGAAGUAAUUUUAUUUGUUACUGUCUUCUGCAAUGUACAUGUGUACAUGUACCUACUAAGUGCUGUGUGAUUUUUAAAAUGUAUUCCUGUAGAAUGCUUCUACAAAUUCAAUAAAGUUGUUAAAUUUCAA